CUGUGAAGGAUGAAUUGCUUUCCUCUCCAAUGCAAUGUAUUUAACUCUAGGACUCGCUUCUUUCCAAAACUCAAUGAAGACGGAUAUGGCUCUACAACUAACAUGUGGUUUGAUUUAAGUUUUUAAUGGUCGAGAAUAUACUUGAGAUAUUUCACCAAAAGAGCUUGAAACGUGCACAUUUAAAGAGAUGAUGGCAUCAAUAGGGGAGUUCGAUCCGCUGAACAACAUCGUUCCUGCAACUAAAAUUGAAGUAACCGUGUCAUGCAGGGAUCUUCUGGACGUGGACACAUUUUCCAAGUCUGAUCCUGUGGUUGUGCUGUAUGUUCAAGGUAUCGGGACCAAAGAGUGGAUGGAGUUUGGCAGAACAGAGGUGAUUGACAACACGCUGAAUCCAAACUUUGUGCGGAAGUUUUUCCUGGACUUCUUCUUUGAAGAGAAGCAGAACCUCCGCUUUGAUGUAUACAAUGUGGACUCCAGAAGUUCAAAUAUUUCAAAAUUUAAGGACUUCCUUGGUCAGACCUUCUGCACUCUGGGGGAGAUCAUUGGCUCCACGGGCGGACGGCUGGAGAAGAGUCUCUCUGGGAUUCCUGGGAAGAAGUUGGGGGCCAUUAUCUUUGCUGCGGAGGAGCUCAGUAACUGUAGGGACAUUGCUACCAUGCAGCUGUGUGCCAACAAGCUGGACAAGAAGGACUUUUUUGGGAAGUCUGACCCCUUCCUGGUCUUCUACCGAAGUAACGAAGAUGGAACGUUCACUAUCUGUCAUAAGACGGAGGUGGUUAAGAACACCCUGAACCCUGUUUGGCAGCCCUUCACCAUUGCAGUGAGGGCCCUGUGUAACGGGGACUAUGACAGAACGGUUAAAGUGGAUGUCUAUGACUGGGACAGAGAUGGAAGCCAUGAUUUCAUCGGUGAGUUCACCACAAGUUACAGAGAUUUCUCGCGUGGACAAAACCAGUUUAAUGUCUAUGAGGUUUUAAAUGCAAAAAAGAAGGGCAAGAAAAAGAAAUACAUCAACUCUGGCACGGUAACACUGCUGUCCUUCAAAGUGGAGUCAGAGUAUACGUUUGUGGAUUUCAUCCGAGGCGGGACACAACUCAACUUCACAGUAGCCAUCGACUUCACUGCUUCUAAUGGUAAUCCGUCUCAGCCCACUUCUCUCCACUACAUGAACCCGUACCAGAUGAAUGCCUACGCCAUGGCACUCAAAGCUGUGGGGGAGAUCAUCCAGGACUACGACAGUGACAAGCUUUUCCCAGCCUAUGGAUUCGGAGCCAAGCUGCCCCCCGACGGAAAGAUCUCCCACGCCUUCCCUCUGAGUGGUGACAAUGAAAACCCAAACUGUGUGGGGAUAGAGGGAGUGCUGGAGGCGUACUUCCAGGGCCUCAGAACGGUCCAACUCUACGGACCCACCAACUUCUCUCCAGUCAUCAACCAGGUGGCACGGUCUGCACAGGAUGUGACAGAUGGCUCUCAGUACUUUGUGUUGUUGAUGAUCACAGACGGAGUUAUCUCUGACAUGGUGCAGACCAAGGAGGCUGUGGUCAACGCAGCUGCUCUCCCCAUGUCCAUCAUCAUCGUAGGGGUUGGACCUGCAAAGUUUGACGCCAUGGAGGAGCUGGAUGGAGAUGAGGUCAGAGUGUCCUCCAGAGGGCGCUUUGCUGAAAGAGACAUUGUGCAGUUUGUUCCUUUCCGGGACUACAUGGACCAAUCAGGGAACCAGGUCCUGAGCAUGGCCCGGCUGGCCAAAGACGUGCUGGCUGAGAUCCCCGAGCAGCUUCUGGGCUUCAUGAAGACCAGAGGCAUCGAGCCCCGGCCUGCUCUCUCCUCAUCAGAGCUGCCCAAGCUCCACAGGCAUAUCUGACACCUAUCACUGUAGUGGGACAGCACCUCUCAACACCCUAACUGGGUCUACACACAUUUGUUGUGCACAUACACACACACUUGACAUCUCUCUCAUCUCUUCAAACCCUAUGCCAUCUCAUUGCAAGUCGAUGGCCCCUCUCCCUAACUCUACAGCGCACAUACUGUAGCUAAACACAGUACAGUACAUACACACAUAGAAUGAGUCUAUGUAUACAUUGUGUAUUUGAACACAUAGGGGUGAGUAGAUAUAGCACCCAAUGCAAUACCCACAUGCACAGUGAUUUCUGAAGAGAAGGAAUACAUAUAACUUACUAUGCCAUGAUGUGACACAAUACAAAGUUCACAUGCAUAUGCAGAAGGGGGAGUUACAGACUGUGAAAGUUACUGAUGUAGAAUAUACAUAUUUAAGAAACUGAGAAACAAAAAUACUAUUAGAUUGUUCCUUUCAGCUCUGGAGUGUGUAUAUAUAUAUAUAUGCAGUGUAUGCAAAGCAGCUUAGACAUCAACUGAAUAUAAAAUACAUAAACAACUGGACAUAUUGCUUUCAGCCCAUACCUCCAAACCCACACCCUCUUUACAUGAGGUUACUCUUUUUAUACACAUAAAUCUGCUUGAAUUACUGUAUCCUAUCCACUGGAAUGACAGGAAUACAUGCUCUCAUGUAACAAACAACAUGUUUUAUUUAUGUUGACUUUCUACUUCAUACAGAUGUUGGAUCUUAAUUUGAUCACUCUUUGGUCGCAGAAAAUGUUCCUGCAUAUCAAGACAUUCAAAUGAGCCUUGUGAUUUAGAUAUGUUCACUGAAAACCCGCAGUUGUCUUUUUCGCCAUGUGGGGGUAGUCAAAUCAUUCUGAUAAUAGACAGCUAUCAAAAUCAUCAUCCCUCACUCACUCAAAAGCUAAAAGCACCAGACAGAAUAUGAAUAAAUGUCCUACUGCUACUGUAGGCCUAUAGGUCCUAUUACCACAAAAUUAAAAUGUAUCCAUACACAUCAACAACCAUCAUCUUAUAUAGCUUAAUAACACAACAUAGAUAUUGGUCUCCACUAUGACACAAGUGUAUCCGAAAUGUGGCCGUAUGUUAGGCUACACCGAAACUAUAGCUUAAGUAAUUGCACACACAGGCCUAUAAUAUCAGAUGUAAAGACAAGAUGAAAUUGAGAAUAGUGAGGUAGCCUACAUUGGAGGGCAAUGGUGCUUGAAAGAGACCGACUGAUUUUAAAACCAAAAAGACACACAAAAAACACAACCCAUGAUUUUUCUUUAUCUAUAGUAUAUAUAUGACUCACCACCUAGAUUUGGCUCCUAUGUAGCAGAAGUUGAAUUUAUGUUUUUUACGUUGGAUAAAAAUAGAGACUCAGAGCUACAAAAUGGAAUAUCAUACACUGCAUUUGAGUAACAAUGGGAAAGUGAUUCUGCUUUGAAAGUUGAUAAACUUGUAAACUCACUAUUGAGAAAAUUGUAUUUUAGUGUUUUGUGAGAGCUCUUCUUUGUCUACACCCAUUCAGCAUCAUUCACACCCUCUUAAGCUUUAGCUCCACCCAUCUCCUUGAGUUCAGAGCGCACAAUUGAUGCUCUGGCCAAUGAUUUGUUUACCUCUGGAUAACAUGAAAACAGCCAAACCAGCUCUGAUGGCAACAAUUUUGUUAUGCCUUUUUGCAGAUGUUUACUGACACCGGCCAUAUUCAACGGGUGUUGUACACUUUAGCUUAAGACAUAUAGCUAGCUACCUAGGUAAACAAUUAACCUAGCUAGGUAAAUAACAUGUAAGAUCACACACGUCACGUCACCUAACCUCAGCUAGGGAGCCAGCCGGCUAACGCUAGCUAACAGUACACUAGCUUGAAAUGAAACCACUUUCUGUCAGAAUUAGAAACGUGUAAUGUCUGAAAAUGUAGCUAGCUGGACUAUCUUACCCGUAUACAUCAUGAUGCAUGAUGGACGCGUCUCCCUGUCACGGAUCCACGCCACAAAUGCCAUUAGUUUGAAGAUGUAAUCCGGAAACAGGUGUUUUCUCAUCUCUUUAGCUAUCAUACUCUAAUUCCACUGAUUUCAAAACUCGAUCCACCAGAAAGUGGAGAGCAAAAAAGCCACGUUCGACAGGAUUACCAACACAGACUGACCAGCUCAAAUAGACAAGGCCUUCUACAUGGCAGACCAAUCCAAAUUAAUCUCUCGGCAUGUCAAGCCCACUCAUUAUCUCAGCCAAUCAUGGUCAGUGGGUAGGUUGCUGACUUUUUAUGUAGCUUAACCAACAAGGCUCGUAAUUUAACAAUUGUAUUUGUAUUUACAGGUGACAUACAAGUUUGUUAUUAAGGCACAUGAAAGUUCACAUGUUCCAGAAGGCAUUUCUGCCAAAAACGCAUUUGGAUUUUUUUUUAAAUGCUUUACGUUCAAACAGCUCUCCUGUGAAGUCGUGACUUGCGACAUACGCCUAGCUUCCUGAAUCAGGUCAAAUAUUAUCGAAAAGAGGGCUACGAAUCAACUGCCAAAAUUAUGUUCAAUUGUAUCCUGGGGUGGUCUAGCGGUCACGGCUGUGCAAAUAUAGACCAAAUAUGUUGCUGUGGGUUCGAUUUUGUCCCACUCCCUUCUGGCAAAUAACAAACGUUAAAACAGGUUAAUAUGCCCCACCAACAUUAAACAACUAUACAGAGUGCCCUUAAAGUGUUGAAAUAAGUAAAUAAAAUCAAUGAUGAGAGAAUAGUCAAAUUAACUGAUAACUGACAUGGUGGUGUAGAAGGAAGACUUGAAUGCCAUGAACCAAGAGGUUGUGAGUUCAAAUCCCAGGUGUGUACAUAUUUGAUAAUAAUUACUGUAUAAAUGCACAAUAUGCACAAUAUAAUCAGGUAUGUCCAAUACAGUGCCUUCAGAAAGUAUUCACACCCCUUAGCUUUUUCCACAUUUGUUGUGUUACAAAGUGGGAUUUAAUUGUCAUUUUCUGUCAAUGAACUACAUAAAAUACUAUGAUGUCAAAGUGGAAAACAAUAUAACACUAUAUCUUGAUUUAAUGCAUCUUGGAAUCACCUUUGGCAGUGAUUACAGUCUUUUGGGGGUAAAUCUCUAAGAGCUUUGCCACACCUGGAUUGUGCAACAUUUGCCCAUUAUUCUUUUCAAAAUUCUUCAGCUCUGUCAAGUUGGUUGUUGAUCAUUGCUAGACAACCAUUUUCAAUUCUUGCCAUAGAUUUUCAGGCAAGUAAAAACUCUAACUGUGUGGAUUUGGCCUUUGGUUAUUGUCUUGCUGAAAGGUAAAUUCAUCUCCCAGUGUCUGGUGGAAAACAGACUGAACCAGUUUUUCCUGUAGGAUUUAGCCUGUGCUUAGCUCCAUUAUGUUUAAAAAAGAAUGUAUCCUGAAAAACUCCUUAAUAAUUCAAAUCAUACCCAUAACACAGCCACCAGUAUGCUUGAAAGUAUAGAGAGUGGUACUCAGUAAUGUGUUGUAUUGGAUUUGCCCCAAAUUGCUUUGCCACACUUUUUGCAGUAUUACUUUAGUGCCUUGUUGCAAAUAGAAUGCAUGUUUUGUAAUAUUUGUAUUCUGUACAGACUUCCUUCUUUUCAAUUAGGUUAGUAUUGUGGAGUAACUACAAUGUUGUUGACCCAUCCUCAGUUUUUUCCUAUCACAGUCAUUAAACUCUGUGACUGUUUUAAAGUCACCAUUGGCCUCAUGGUGAAAUCCCUGAGUGAUUUCUUUCCUCUCUGGCAACUGUGUUAGGAAGGACACCUGUAUCUUUGCAGUGACUGGGUGUAUUGAUACACCAUCCAACGUUUAAUUAAUAACUUCCCCGUGAUCAAAGGGAUAUUCAAUAUCUGCUUUUUACUUUUAUUCAUCUAGCAAUAAGUGCCCUUUGCGAGGCUUUAGAAAACCUCCCUGGUCUUUGUGUUUGAAAUUCACUGCUCGACCGAGAGACCUUACAAUAAUCUGUAUAUGUGGGGUACAGAAAUAAGGUAGCCAUUAAAAAAUCCUGUUAAACACAUAGAGAGUCCAUGCAACGUAUUAUAUUUUUACUCCUGAACUGAUUUAGGCUUCCCAUAACAAAGGGGUUGAAUACUUAUUGAUUCAAAGCAUUUCAGCUUUCCAUUUUUUUAUUAAUUUGUAAACAUUUCGAAAAACAUAAUUCCACUUUAGCAUUAUGGGGUAUUGUGUGUAGGCCAGUGACAAACAUCUCAAUAUAAUACAUUUUAAAUUCAGGCUGUAACACAACAAGAUGUGGAAAAUUCAAGGUGUGUGAAUACUUUCUGAAGGCACUGUAUGCAAGCCAACCUUGCCAACAAACAAAAAGAGCUGUGGAUCAGUGGUUCACCAAUCAGGGCCUUUGAUGGGCUUGGGACCAUCAGGCGACAUGCUGACAACAGAUACACAGAAAUGUUCUUGCAACGUUCCCAUGAACUGUGUCUUGAACAUUAAUACCUUAUAUUCUGAGAACAUGGCAACCAUGUUCUGUGUAUGUUUGGUGGGACGUUGAUAGAAUAUUCUCCUACCCCACAGAAAACUGGACACAUGAAUGUUCUUGCAACGUUCCCGUGAAACACGUCUAGAACAUUCCUAUCCUUUGUUCUGAGAACAUGUUAAUCACGUUCCAAGUUCUAUUUGACAUUAAGGGAAUGGUCUCUUGGAAACACUCCUUGCACAUCACAGGAACAUUCCUAUGAACUUUAGUUAAUGACCUUAUGACCUUAACUUUAAUGACCUUAACUUUAGUUAAUGACCUUAUGAGACACUAAAGGGAACAUUCUCUAAAGUUGUGGGAGCAUUUGUUGUUAGCUGGGUCAAUCCCCUGAAUGACUGGACAGUCCAGGGAUAUUUUAUCCCGAUCUUGAUAAGAAAUGACCAUAGCAGGCGCUUUUAUUUUAAAGACAAUUGUAUUUAAUGGAUAACAUAAAUAGAAAACAACUAAAAUAAUAAUUGGCUAAACCAACAUUAGUUUUUAUUCAAACAAAGUGUCUGGUAAAUUGCCACAGUAAAUUUGCUAUGGUAAACGAGGAAAUAUGUUAUUUAUAUUGUACUGAAUUCUUGUCAAAUAGAUAAAUCGCCCUUAGUCUUCAAAAAGGACUACAUUGUUCCAAUGAUAAUACCAACCAGAGGGGAACAUAUCUUGAAAGACUUUGGUUUCGUUGAGCUGACACUUUUCUUUGAUGUGUAAAUUAUCAGACUAUUCGUUUUACUCCUUGAAAACAUUGAAAUAAAUGCAAUAAACUUGUGGGCCUAAUGUAGGCUAUAGACUAUCUAAAUUAAUAGACACAUUUACAAUCCGAUGGUGGAACUCCAAGGACAAACUUACAAGUCCUCUGAAGUUUUUAAUUUCCACCUCAAAAUCUCUGACCUGAAUCUCAGCACAUAGAGUUUAUUUUAAAUUUCUUUGUUUGUUUUCUCUUUCAAUGGUGGAAUCAGUCAACAUAGCAUUAAUUGUUGCUUGCUAGGUCUGCAUGUUCGAUUAAUUCAUUUAGCCAACUGUACCUUGUACUAUUUAUAAUCCCGUUUUAUUUUGGACGUGCGCUCACAAUCUAAUUGUUAUUUUCCAAUUAUUUAUUCUUUCUUAAAGGAAUUUUUCCAGGAGUGUGGCAGUCCCACUCCAUUUGUAAUUUUGUAGCUUUUAUUGAAGAGAUGAGCAGGGUCUGAAAAGAGGAAGAUAUUAGAAGGCAUAUCCAUGGAAAGUAGGGGUGAGGACGGUGCUGCAGAUUAAAUAAAUAAAUCAAUAUAAAAAAAAAAUGUUACAAAUAAAAUAGCAAAAUCACCAAAUUAGUGAACUAGGCCUUUAUUAUUACUCCUGUAUGAGUUGAGAGAAAUAAUCACCAGCAGAGAGGAGAAAAAAAUCUCCCUAAUGGAAAAAAAAUAUACCCUCUACAAAGAUGUACAUUUAUUAUGAUUCACAUAAGAAUUCACACCAGAUGCACGGUUACUUGCACAUAGUCUACAUGGGCUGCUUGAACCAGAGCCCAGUGGAACUACAGUCUAAGUUACACUGCAUGACCAAAAGUAUGUGGACACCUGCUCGUCGAACAUCUCAUUCCAAAAUCAUGGCCAUUAAUAUGGAGUUGGUCCCCCUUUGCUGCUAUAACAGCCUCCACUCUUCCGGAAAUGCAU
Molecule: messenger RNA, 7941 nt
Organism: Oncorhynchus tshawytscha (Chinook salmon)
Lineage: Eukaryota; Metazoa; Chordata; Actinopteri; Salmoniformes; Salmonidae
Product: copine-9-like
Exons: 21
Coding region: 188-1861 (557 amino acids)
Biological process (GO): cellular response to calcium ion
Cellular component (GO): plasma membrane
Molecular function (GO): calcium-dependent phospholipid binding
Source: RefSeq, a predicted model, not a curated record